Paraglomus occultum is the source of this 1131-nucleotide messenger RNA. NCBI's taxonomy places the organism in Eukaryota, Fungi, Glomeromycota, Glomeromycetes, Paraglomerales, Paraglomeraceae. The record is from the annotation of a GenBank genome assembly.
AUGCAGCUAGUUUCUCAAAUAUUAGGAAGUAAUGCCGACUUUAGACUAAUUGUUGAAACUGGCUUUACGCCUUUCCCGCUUAAUCCAACUUUUCGGACGUAUAUAUUCGAUAAUCUGGCUGAACGCGAAGAUGGCCUGCUUCCAAACGGUUACGCAACAGCUUCUGACUUGAAAAUUAUGGCUAGGGCGAUAAUCAGUCAUCCACAUUUGCUAGAUGUCUGGAAGAGAAUGGGAUAUCAUGAAAUUAUCGCAGAUUCAGAGAACGCUGUUGUGCAGCUCACUCUAUUAGAUCUUUGCUCAACUGGUGUUUUUUCAUCCCAAACUGUUGCUGAGAAAUUAUGCAAGUUACGAUCGAUUAGAUUCCCACUGACUGACACUGUGAUCGGAAAUGUUCUACUUCUAUUCAGACAAAGACUAAGCGAUGUCGGCAAAAGCCUCAUUGACGGCUUUUCUACUGCUCGGAAUAUGUGCAAGGCGGAUGUACUUGAAAUGUGCUUGAUAGAUUUGCUUGAUCCGUCGAGACAUCUUGAACAAAUUGAUGCACUGGACUAUAUUAUCAGCUUGAUUGACGAUCCGGAAAAGCGAGUUCUUUCCGCACUUGAAAAAUACAACAUUGUUGAAGGUGAAAAUGACCCAUCCAGAUCUCACAGAUUUCUUAAAUACUCGCUCGUAGUAUAUCGGCACAUGCUUAGGUUCGGUGCAAAGUCUCCAGUCGUUGAAUAUUUAAUGAGAGAAAUUUUGAUGGUUCAUACGCAGCUUGUUGAUACUGACGAUGCAGACAAAUUGAGAGACGCAGAUAAUAUCCUUGACGAAUAUUAUGCUGCAGAUGUACCUUUUGAUCGGUCAUUAUUCCCACUGUUCGCAAAAUGUUUGCGCGCAAAAUUAAUCGAUUGUUUAUUUGAAGGAUAUCUCCCAAACCUGUUCGAAUCUGAAGUCCAAAAUCAACAAUUUAUGAUAUUCCAAACUCCGGAAGUAGAUGUACUCACGUCAUCUACACAGACAAAAAAAUUGCAGCAACUUUGGCUGAGAGACAUUGAAAAAUGUAUUCAAUUAGAUGAAUUUAUGAAUGAUAGAUUUAGAAGGCAAGCUAUAGAUUUUCUUGCUCUUUGCAGUAUUAAUAUGCCAUUUUAG